Messenger RNA from Agrilus planipennis (emerald ash borer), 2075 nucleotides. RefSeq names its product BMP-binding endothelial regulator protein. Gene Ontology annotation, molecular function: protein binding. The record is from RefSeq and is a predicted model, not a curated record. Bases 1 to 1914 code for a protein of 637 amino acids. The transcript is spliced from 8 exons. NCBI's taxonomy places the organism in Eukaryota, Metazoa, Arthropoda, Insecta, Coleoptera, Buprestidae.
AUGCCCCAAAGAGAAAGUUUACAGUUACCUGGUGGUCGAAGAGCACCGUGCAAUAACGAGGGAGAAUCCGUUGCAGUUGAUGAUAUUGAUAAAAAGGGAUGUUUCUCUUGCAUUUGUAAGAACGGAUUUGUGGAGUGUCGUAGUGAGUACACAUGUCCACCAAUCGAUGGUUGCUACAUGCUGAUUGAAGGGACAGAAGAUGGUUGUUGUCAAAGAUGCAAAGGUUGUGUCUACAAGGGAAUCCACUAUGCCAGUCAUACCGAAUGGAUUGAUUCGAGUGAUCCUUGCAAGGUGAUGAGAUGCGAAGCAGGGAUUGUAACGGAAUCAACAAUGCAGUGCUAUACUCCAUGUUUAAAUCCAUUGCCACCCGCUCCUGGAAUGUGUUGUCCAACUUGUUCAGAGUGCAAAAUAAAUGGACAAGUUGCUACUGAUGACAGGGACGUGACUUCUGACGAUCCCUGUCUACAGUGUCGUUGUAUAGAUGGAAGACUUACCUGCACUAAAAAAGCAUGUCCUGUUCUACAGUGUUCAGAAGAACAUCAAAUUCAUAUACCUGGAGAGUGUUGUCCAAAAUGUUCUGGUACGAGGUCACUAUUAUCCAUCUCCAAAGCAUGUACUGUCGGCAACAGUUUCUACUUGGAAGGGCAUAAAUUUAAUACAGAUAGGUGUACACAUUGUGCUUGUAUUAAUGGUACUGCAGUUUGCCGAAGGAAUUCAUGUCCGGUGUUAAAUUGUGGACCAACCUUUCAAGAAAGAAUUAAAGGAAGUUGCUGCCCGUACUGCGCAAUGCCUGCAGAAAUUCGAUUGCAAUGUAGUUAUAUGGGAAAAACUUAUGAGGAUGGCCAAUCGUGGAAAUUAAAUGCGUGCAGUUCUUGUAAAUGUGUCCAAGGGAUGCAGAGUUGUGCACGGACUAGGUGCAACAUCACCAUGGCUUGUCCUCCAGGAUCAAAAUAUGUUCAAACGGCAGGAGAAUGUUGUGGAAAAUGUGUUGAAAAUGAAGGAGUGUGCAUGGCUUUUGGAAAUUCUCAUUAUAAAACUUUCGAUGGUAAAAUAUAUAAUUUUGGAGGGUUGGGAAAAUAUCAGUUCGUAUCCGACUGUCGCUCCCAUAUUUUCUCCGUUAGAAUCACAAACGUCCAUAAUAAAAGAUCUGUGAAUACAAGAAGAAUAACCAUUAAGUCAAAUAGCAUUCGCAUCAAUUUAGCUCAGAAUUUCAAAUGUAAAGUUAAUGGUGACUUGGUAAAGUUUCCUUUUAAAAUUGAGGGAUCUGUUAAAAUAGAAAAACGUCUAGACGUCUUAGAAGUAACCCUUUCAAGCAAAGUUGUUAUUGUGUGGAACGGCAAAAGUUUUCUAGAAGUAACGGUCCCACCGGAAUUCAAAAACAAACUCUGCGGUCUCUGUGGUAAUUUCAAUUCCAAUGUCAAAGACGACUUUAAACUUCGAAGAGGUGUAGUCGUAAGGGAUACCGAUGCUAUUUCAUUUGCCUCGUCUUGGUGUGUUGGACCGAAGUCUUGUAUAAAACAAUCUGCACAACUAACACCAUUACGACAAUGUAAAAUAAGGAAUGCAGACAGAAAUCAUUGUAAGCAUCUCUUAAGCACCAAAGUUUUUAAUGGAUGCGAUUCGAAGCUGAAUUCAAACAAGUACUACAACGCUUGCAAGUCAGAUAUGUGCGACUGUCCCAAUGGAAAAUGCUACUGCGAAAGCUUAAUGGCUUAUUCUAGAGAAUGCGGCAGGUUGGGAGUGGAUGUUGACAAUUGGAAAAAGGAUAGCUUUUGUAUCAACAUAAACAAAGCGCGACGGAAGAAACCCAUUUCUAACUCAAUGUUUUCCCAAGAAGACAUCAGCAAAAUACUGAGGGUAAUGAAUAAACAAAAUAGAACAAAAAGUGGUAGAUCUCCAAUACCGUUAAAUUAACUACGGUACCAAUCUCAGAACUAGUCAUAAUACAGACAUCAGUAUUUUAGACAAUCGACUAAAAUGGUUAUUAUAUGCUUUUGAUACCGAGAUUCUAAUAAUUCAAAAUGAUAAUUUCCUUUUUAUUCGAGCAGAUAAGAAAGCCAAAGUGAAAUUUCAAU